AUGGCCAGAAACUCAUUCCGUGGGUCGAAGUACAAGGCAGAAGCCAAUCAUGAUGGAGAUUUUGGCUGUACACUCAAAGAGCUUCGCUCUCUCAUGGAACUCAGAGGGGCAGACGGAUUACAAAGAAUCCAGGAAUGUUAUGGAGAUGUUCAGGGACUCUGCUCCAGGUUGAAAUCAUCACCAAUAGAGGGUUUAAGUGGUCAUUCUGAUGACAUUGCAAGAAGAAAAGAAGAAUUUGGAAAGAAUUUUAUACCUCCAAAAACGCCAAAAACAUUCCUACAGUUAGUGUGGGAAGCGUUGCAGGAUGUGACUCUAAUUAUAUUGGAAGUUGCAGCCAUAAUAUCCUUAGGCCUUUCCUUCUAUAAACCUCCUGAUGCUGAGAGAGAAUACUGUGGCAGGGCAGCUGGAGCAGUUGAGGAUGAGGGUGAGGCAGAGGCAGGGUGGAUUGAGGGAGCUGCCAUCCUCCUGUCUGUCGUAUGUGUGGUUCUCGUCACUGCCUUUAAUGACUGGAGCAAAGAGAAGCAAUUCCGCGGGCUGCAGAACCGAAUCGAACAAGAGCAGCGGUUCAGUGUAGUCCGAGCUGGACAGGUCAUUCAGAUCCUUGUGUCCGAGAUCGUGGUUGGAGACAUCGCUCAAGUAAAAUAUGGUGACCUCCUUCCUGCUGACGGUGUGCUAAUCCAAGGGAAUGAUCUCAAAAUUGAUGAGAGUUCACUCACUGGAGAGUCUGACCAUGUCAAAAAAACUUUGGACAAAGACCCCAUGCUGCUUUCAGGCACACAUGUGAUGGAGGGCUCGGGUAAAAUUCUGGUCACUGCAGUGGGCGUGAACUCUCAGACUGGCAUCAUCUUUACUCUGCUUGGAGCCGGUGAAGAUGAUGAUGAUGACAAUGAGGAGAAAAAAGAAGAGAAGGAGAAGAAGAAAAGAGAGAAGGAAGAGAAAAAGAGAGAAAAUGAGAGGAAAAAGAAGGAAAAGAAAGAAAAAAUGAAAAGUAAGUUGCUCAAGCUGCUGUAUAAAGGUCAGAUUGAUUUUGGGUUUGUAUCUCAUUCAGAUAAGGUUGGAGGUACAGUGGAGAUGGAGUCCCUCAACAGUGAUGAUGAUGCAGAAGAGAAAAAAGCAAAGCUACCAAAGAAAGAGAAAUCUGUGCUUCAAGGAAAGCUCACCAAACUAGCAGUACAAAUUGGAAAAGCAGGUCUCUUCAUGUCAGCCAUCACUGUCAUCAUUCUUGUGGUGCUCUUUUUGGUGGAUACUUUCUGGGUUCAGGGGCUUCCCUGGAUCAAAGAUUGCACUCCCAUCUACAUCCAGUUUUUUGUUAAGUUCUUUAUCAUCGGUGUCACUGUGCUGGUUGUUGCUGUGCCUGAGGGUCUACCCCUCGCCGUCACCAUCUCAUUGGCUUAUUCUGUCAAAAAAAUGAUGAAGGAUAACAACCUGGUGAGACAUCUGGACGCUUGUGAGACAAUGGGCAAUGCCACUGCAAUCUGCUCGGAUAAAACAGGCACCUUAACUAUGAACAGAAUGACGGUGGUUCAAGUGUAUAUUGCAGACAGACACUACAGGAAGGUCCCAGAGCCUGAUCUGAUUCCAGACAAAAUCAUGAACCUACUUACUACAGGCAUUAGUGUCAACUGUGCAUACACUUCCAAAAUCAUGCCUCCUGAGAAAGACGGCGGUCUGCCCCGUCAAGUUGGGAACAAAACAGAAUGUGCCUUGCUGGGGUUUUCCCUUGACUUACGAAAAGAUUACCAAAUGAUUCGCAAUGAAUAUCCUGAGGAAAAACUGUUCAAAGUAUACACCUUCAACUCGGUGAGGAAAUCCAUGAGCACAGUCCUACAAAACUGUGAUGGAAGUUACCGUAUGUUCAGCAAAGGAGCCUCAGAAAUCCUCCUGAAGAAAUGUUGUAAAAUCCUGACAGCCAGUGGCGACGCCAAAGCCUUCAAGCCUAGAGAUCGAGAAGACAUGGUGAAAAAUGUGAUUGAGCCCAUGGCCUCAGAGGGCUUGAGAACCAUCUGCCUGGCCUACAGGGAUUUUCAUCUCUCAGAUGCGGCACCAGACUGGGAUGAUGAGAAUGAUAUACUGACUGGACUCACCUGCAUUUGUGUAGUGGGCAUUGAGGAUCCUGUUCGGCCAGAGGUCCCAGAUGCUAUUAAGAAGUGUCAGCGAGCAGGUAUCACGGUGCGCAUGGUCACCGGGGACAACAUUAACACUGCUCGAGCUAUUGCAACCAAGUGCGGCAUUCUCCAUCCUGGUGAUGACUUCCUGUGCAUUGAAGGAAAAGAGUUCAACAGACGGAUACACAAUCAACUGGGAGAGAUCGAGCAAGAACGUCUAGACAAGAUUUGGCCGAAACUACGUGUACUUGCAAGAUCUUCUCCAACUGAUAAGCAUACUUUGGUAAAAGGUAUAAUCGAUAGCACCGUUUUAGAACAAAGACAAGUAGUUGCUGUCACUGGAGACGGAACCAAUGAUGGCCCUGCAUUGAAAAAAGCAGAUGUUGGAUUUGCAAUGGGCAUUGCUGGUACAGAUGUGGCCAAAGAGGCAUCAGACAUUAUCCUGACGGACGAUAAUUUCUCCAGUAUUGUAAAGGCAGUGAUGUGGGGAAGGAACGUCUAUGACAGCAUCUCAAAAUUCCUCCAAUUUCAGCUGACGGUCAAUGUUGUGGCUGUGAUUGUGGCAUUUACUGGAGCCUGUAUCACACAGGACUCCCCUCUCAAAGCUGUACAGAUGCUGUGGGUGAAUUUAAUCAUGGACACGUUUGCAUCUUUGGCACUGGCAACGGAGCCUCCCACCGAGGCUUUACUGUUGCGGAAACCUUACGGCCGCAACAAGCCCCUUAUUUCCCGAACCAUGAUGAAGAACAUCCUUGGACAUGCUGUAUAUCAGCUAACAAUCAUCUUCACUCUGCUGUUUGCUGGUGAGAAGAUCUUUGACAUUGACAGCGGCAGGAACUCUCCUCUUCAUGCCCCGCCUUCAGAACACUACACCAUCGUCUUCAACACCUUUGUGAUGAUGCAGCUCUUCAAUGAGAUCAAUGCUCGGAAGAUCCACGGCGAGAGAAAUGUUUUUGAGGGCAUCUUCAAUAACUUGAUCUUCUGCACCAUUGUAUUCGGGACAUUUGUUAUACAGAUCGUUAUUGUGCAGUUUGGAGGGAAGCCUUUUAGCUGUGUAGGUCUCACUACUGACCAGUGGCUGUGGUGUGUCUUCCUUGGCUUUGGCUGUCUUCUCUGGGGUCAGUUUGUCACCACCAUUCCCACGAGUCGACUGAAGUUCCUGAUGACAGCAGGUCAUGGAACCCAGAAGGAUGAGAUCCCUGAAGAGGAGCUGGAGGAGAUGGAAGACUUGGAUGAAAUUGACCAUGCUGAAAUGGAGCUGAAAAGAGGGCAGGUUCUGUGGUGCAGGGGUCUCAACAGAAUUCAGACACAGAUCCGUGUGGUGAAUGCAUUCCGAGAUUCCAUGUCCCCUUAUGAUGGCCUGGAGACGCCAGAGUCCCGCAGCUCCAUUCACAACUUCAUGAGCCACCCAGAAUUCCAUAUUGGGUAUUCAGAGCCAGCUAUCCCCCUUAUCGACGACACAGACCCUGUGGAGGAGGCACCCACUAAAUGCAACACAAUCCCUCCCCCACUGUCUCCAAUUUUAUCUUCUCCUAAUCAGAACAAUAAUGCAUCUGAUAACAGGAGCUUCCAUCACAAUAAAAAUCUAGCAAAGACUGUCCUUCCUCCAACUCCUGGAAGCCCACUGCACAGCCUGGAGACCUCUCUCUAAUACAGCAUCAACCACGCUGAGACCUUGUCAGUGACUCCGUGAGACUUGGGCAUAUUAAGGACAAGGUCUGGAAUUCUAGUCCACUUUCAGUCUGGAAAUUGGAACUGGCAAGAUAGCGAAACUUGACAAGUGAUGGUUUUGUUUGUUUUUUAUUUGUUUGCUGGAAAUUGUGUGGUUUGAGAAUAGACAGUGUUGCAUCUAAAUAGAUUUAUGAAACUUGAUCUUGAAAUUGUCUACUUCCCCCUUUUUUCAGUUAAAUAUUUUUUUUAUAUGUGGUAUUGGCUGUUCAUAUACAUUGUAGUUGGAUUAAUUUCCAGUUCUUUUUUUUUUUUUUUUUUUUAUAGUGGGUAAAAAUUGAAGAAAAAAUACAAAGAGUUUUAAUUCCUUCAGAUCCAUUUAUUGUAGUUACUGCUCAGUUUCAUUAUGAACACACUUUUUUGAACACAAGGUUUACUAUUGGCUUUUAAAGGAAUAGUUCACCCAACUGUAACAGGUAAAGCACGGGCAAGGAGGCGGGAACUAGCUGAACAGUAAACACAUUUUUAAUGAGAAACUCGACUUAAAACAAACGUAAUCCAAUACAGACACACAUGCAAUGUGGCCGCAUGCAUCUCUCUCUCCCGAACCGGUGUCUCCAGCUACCCUUUAUCUCGCUCUCCUGCUGAUCAGCUGAUUAAGUGCGGACCGUGCUCCAUCAUGGCUACGCCAUCCUUCUCGUCACACUAACAAUUAAAAUUCUCAUCAUUUACUCACCCUCGUGUAAUCCCAGAUGAGUAUGAAUUUUAUCUUCUGCUGAACACAAAUAAAAAAAAUUUAAAGAAUAUAUCAGCUGUUUAGGUCCAUAAAAUGCAAGUGAAUGGUGACCAAGAUUUUGAAGCUCCAAAAGCACAUAAAGGGAGCAUAAAAGUAAUCCACAAGACUCCAGUGAUUAAAUCAAUAUCUUCAGAAGCUAAAUGAUACGUGUGGGUGAGAAACAUUAAUAUUUAAGUCCUUUUUUUCACUAUCAAUCUCCACAUUCACAUUCUUCUUCUUUUGUUUUUGGAAAUUCACAUUAUUCAUGCUAUUGGGCAGGGAGGAGAAUUUAUAGUAAAAAAGUACUUAAACAUUGAUCUGUUUCUCUCCCACACCUAUUUUAUCGCUUUAGAAGACACAUAUUUAACCACUGGAGUCGUAUGGAUUAAUUUUAUGCUGCCUUUGUGUGCUUUUUUGAGCUUCACAAUUUUGUUACCCAUUCACUUGCAUUGUAUGGACCUACAGAUGGCAUGAGGGUGAGUAAAUGAUGAGUGAAUUUUCAUUUUGGGUGAACUAUUCCUUUAAAGAUUAUGUUUUUUAUUUUUAGAAAGCAGGAAUCCAUAAACAUGAUAAGCCUUGUGGUCUAAUUUACUGUAAAUGUGAAAGGAUAUACACGCAAUGCCUCACCAUUAAACAACUUCUGAGGGGAACGGCAUAUCCGUUUUGGACUUUUUGUUUAAUGAAGAGUGAUCUUAUCCACUCGUACUAGAAUUUACAGCAUAAUUACACAUCUAAUGUGCAUUAGGGGAAUAAAAUACUGUCUGUUCAUAAUAUUUACAGUGGGGAAUUUAGCUCUGGCAAAAACAUGUUUGAAUUUCAUAUCUUUCUUUUUUAUAUUUUUAAAUCAACCAAAUAAAAAACAAGAAAGGUAACAGGGACACACUAAGAGCUUUGUGCACAAGCCUAUUAUUUAGCAGUGUAUUUUCUGUAGAGUGCUUUUUUAUUAUUAUUUUGAUCCUCCCCACCCCUCCAAACAACACAUGAUAAUAAUUAAUUAAUUCCUUUUCUAGGCACUCAAAGCGCUUUACAUAGUAUAGGGGGAAUCUCCUCAACCACCACCACAUAAUAUACACACCACAGCCUAAACACCACACAAGUCCCUUGAAUUUAGUCAAAAUGCCAUUUUAUGAAAUAGUAUGAUGAUAAUGUGAAGUGUAUUUGUUCAUUAUUGGAGCUAUUAUUCGUUGUGGGAAUAUUAAAACAAUUUCAACUGAAUGUGGUGUAGGAUUUAAACAGAAUUAGGGCAUAUAGGCUCUGUUUGGAUGUAUACAUAUUUAAUAAAAUAAUUUAGCAAAUAGGAAAGAAAGAAAACUGGAGAGAAUUCUUUGGUCAUUUUUGUUUGUUUCGCUGUAGUUUCAUUCCCAUUUUGGGAAUGAAAAUUUCUACAUCUGUUUAUGGAAUCUUUUUUUUUCUAUUGUAAUAUUUGGUAAUAAAGUAAUUAAUGUCUGUUAAUCUUGAGAAAUGUAAGUGGUUA
This is a messenger RNA of Xyrauchen texanus (razorback sucker), 6022 nucleotides long. Its product is annotated as plasma membrane calcium-transporting ATPase 1-like. The transcript has 19 exons. Gene Ontology annotation, biological process: regulation of cytosolic calcium ion concentration; calcium ion transmembrane transport. Lineage: Eukaryota; Metazoa; Chordata; Actinopteri; Cypriniformes; Catostomidae. Bases 1 to 3756 code for a protein of 1251 amino acids. Gene Ontology annotation, cellular component: membrane; intracellular membrane-bounded organelle. Gene Ontology annotation, molecular function: ATP hydrolysis activity; ATP binding; P-type calcium transporter activity. The record is from RefSeq and is a predicted model, not a curated record.